Cydia fagiglandana is the source of this 5064-nucleotide messenger RNA. RefSeq lists its product as uncharacterized. Lineage: Eukaryota; Metazoa; Arthropoda; Insecta; Lepidoptera; Tortricidae. The transcript is spliced from 4 exons. The record is from RefSeq and is a predicted model, not a curated record. Bases 98 to 1978 code for a protein of 626 amino acids.
AAACAAGCUGUUUGUGCUGUCUGCUGAAAAAAUUCUCAACAUAGCUCCUGAGGAUCCUCUAGCCGCGUCUUUUUAUAAGAUGUGACUAAAGCCCACGAUGGCAGCCACGGACGGCCAAGUCGUAGUCGCAGCAUCCCGCUGGUCCGAUGAAGGAAACUACCUCCGGGAGUAUGUCGCUAAAUACCGGCUGCCCAAUGUCGCCAAGAUCAUCAAGGGACAGUACGGCGGGCUUGGCGUGCCCACUUUGCCAAGCCCUAGUCUACAGAGCACUGCCUUGCUUGUUUCAGCUGGAAAGAGCAAGAAGAUAAUAGCGCAAGCCAUCAAACUAAAAGAAGGAAGACGAAUGGUCAGUGUUGGACCACGGAUCGCCAUCCCAGAUACAUACAAAGGCUAUUUUGAGUUACUUAGCGAGGAAGGGAGGGCAGUCAGAUGCAUAGAAUCUGUUGCAGAACUAGCUAGGAGAAGACUCGAUGAUGGUUGUCUUGUCAGAGAACCUAUCAGAGUAAUUUGUGGUAAAACUGACUUAGAAGGAACGGUGACCGCCGACGGUGCAAGAAGUUUACCAGCAGGUGAAGUCAUCAUGCCUAGAGGGGAAGCAUACUUAGGGAAAAACAAAUAUUUAAAGUGUACGGAUUCCAAAGGAGACGUCGUUCUUCUCAGUUUAGAUCAAAGAGGAAAAUUCUCUGCUGUCGCCAAGGAAGAAAAUAUAAGUGGGGUUCAUACUGCAAAAACAUUACUGACAAAACGACUGCCUAUUACUGUGAGACUUGUGCAUGGUUCUCCUCCUAGAGGCUUAAAAAGUUCAAACCAUUUUGUCCCAGAAAUUCGACUUCUAUCUAUGUUCGAAGAAGAGCACGUUUUCGCCUUACCGCUGCAAAAAGAAGGAAACGCAUUAGUAGCUUUGCCUUUAGCUGCACCAAUCAAAAUGUUGAGAUGCAAAAACGAAGAACAGAUAAAAAACUUUAUGGAAUUUUCUAGGCUCGUCGAAAAAUGUAAUCGCUUGUUAGUCGAAGUGGUUGAUAGGAUACACGUGUUAGAUGGAAAACUGGGCGAUCCUAAAAGGCUUUUAAAUGCUCCUCUUCAUGCACCAGCGUUACUUAAAACUGGUUAUUUCUUACGGAGAAGUGCGUCUUCAGACACGGCCAAUCAACAUAAACAUUUGUCUAGGCAUAGCCAUAUUUACAGUAGCCACAGAGAUGAGAAUAGUAUUCCUGAUGAGAACGAAGAAAUCGAUCGGAUCUACGAUUACGUACGAGGCUUCGCUCCUCUUCCUAAGAACAUAAAAUCAUCUUACACAAAUGAACCAACUCAAAAACACGAAACUGCUCCAUCUUCCCCUGCAGCUACGCCUAUCCACAUGCCUUUAAUAACGGAGAUUAAACCAGAGCCACCUCCAAUAGAAACUAUUCCAUCCAAAAAACCUCUAAAUCAGAAAGCAGAGAAGAGGACGCGUAAAACUGCCGUAACCACAAAAGAAGUUCCCAUAACGGUUUAUAAAGAAAAAUGUUCCAUCGCUCCAGCGCCGAACCUCCCUAAAUUGUAUAUCAAAAACGGUAUCAGUAACAAUAAAAGUAGGAUGGUUUUCAGACAGAAAAGCAACUCACCGACUAAAGAGUCUCCUAGUCCUAUAGCUAGUCCAAUCAGACCGUUAACGAAAGGCGAUUCCCCGAUCUUCAAUAUUAGAUAUAAGAGUCUUUCAAACAUUCAUCAAGCUAUGGAACUUGAUGGCACCCUAGAUUCGAGCCACUCAGGAGGUCGGACAUCCGGGGACUCGGGAAACGGUCCCAAGCUUCCUGAAAAAAGAUCAAGGAAACUUAGCAGGCCUAAAUCUCUCACCAACCUGGUUUGGGAAAUGAAAGGUUGUCCGGUAGAGACAGUAGAGAAGCCUAAGGUUCGGAGUAAAAAUGAAGGGUACAAGAAGAUCGGAAACAAGUUGUCCCUAGGAGCACAGAAGAGGGUACCGACGUUGUAUCUCUAAAUUCUUGGGUGCAAUGGUGAAGAUCUUCGAAGAUGAACGAGACAAGUGUCUCCGGACUGAAGUGCGCCUGCAGCCAACACUUUAGCAUAGACCAAGGACGAUUUUACAGCUGAAGUAGAUGGCACUGUAUGACCCCGUACGGUCAAAGAAUAUAAUUGCGGUACCAUUUCAUACUUUAUCACAGUGACAACAGUCAUCAUCAUCAUCAUCAUCUCAGCCAUAAGACGUCCACUGCUGAACAUAGGCCUCCCCCUUGACUUGAGUGACAACAGUAUGAGGUCAAUAUUAGCGACUUUCACUCUGAUUGUCACUGGGACAAGGUACGAAAUGGUACGGAAAUUAAAUUCUUUGACUGUAUAUUGUACAGUUACUGGGUUGUCAAGCGCUAACUUUUGACAAUCUAGUUACCAGAUAACGCAUACUUCAGAUGUAAACUUUUCAGCUACAAUAUUUUGCACUAAUUUACGCGUCUUAUUAAUUUCUUUAUCUAUGACUUGAGCUAUCACCGUCACAUAGUAUUUUAACCUUGUAUGUUCCCCUUGAAACCGAGCCCCUACUUAGCAGAGUACACAACUUUGUUAAAAGUUUUCGUACCUUUUGAUAACGAUAUAUUUCUUAUAGGAACCUAUAGGUUGUCUAACGUAAAUUAUCGUUAAAAUACUAAAAAUCUAAUAUGGUAAUCGAACUUAGUUGUUGGGUCUUUUCAAAAACCCGAUUAGACGUUUAUAACUUCAACAUUUUUUAUGGAACAUACUUUACUCUCGUUUGAUCAGAUUGAUACUAAGAUAGACGUCCGAUUGCUCGUCUCUGUCCCAACACAUGUCAUGAAGAUGACAGCGUGGCAUCUAAUGGGUAUUAACAUGUCGAACACUGGAACGUUUACCUUACACUAAACAUCAAAAACUAGUUUCUUCUUAUCAAUUCAUUCAUUUUUAUUAUUUAAACGAACGAACGAUUUUUACUUCACACGAGUUGGUGCGAAGUAAUCCCUCGAUACAUUUAAUCUUUGUUAAAUAUAGUCCAUUAUAUUAUGACAAAGUAAAAGUUUAUAGAAGCUGAAAAUAUGUAUUAGUACAGAAUUGUUACGGUUUCGUUAAAUACUCAUACGAUGACAUCAUCGACAGGUAAAAAGUCCAUUAACACCCUGCCAAUGUUUUCAUCAAUAUAUGUAUAUUCUAAAACACUUCUAAAAGUUUACAUUAAUCAGUCAUAUAUUAUAUUUAAAUUUGUAGCCCUUAGCUCUGACUUCUACUAUAACAAUGCUGAAAAAACUUCAGUUACAACGUUAUUUCACAUGGUCCUUACAUUUUCAAAGACCAUACUCGGUCAACAGCUUUGUAGAACGUGUGUAUGAUCUCUUUAUGGAUAAUUAAUAUUGUUAUUUAUGAUUUAAUGCCAUAUUACGGUAUAAUUUUCCCUAGUUGGUAAGUUAGGGUAAGAAAACCUGUUUCUUUUCAUUUGCUAAUGCACCAGAAUAUAAAGAAGAAUUGAUGUUUGAACUUUGACGUACCCUUGUAUUUGUAACAUAAGCAAAGUUGUACCCAUGCUUGAUGUUUAUUGAUAAUCGAAUUAAUUAUACGCCCAAAUUAUUGUCCUUACACUAAUAAAUAUGAAAUAAAAAUGCCGAAACGUUAGUUCUAGUUAUUUUUACUAUCUGGCCAGUACAAAAUGGCGAUACUCUGAAUUGUAACAGGUUAUGAAUUUGCUCUAACUGAAUUUCUGGUUGAAGAAAUGUCACUUUUAACAGUGACAUCAUAACAAAUCGAGAUCAAAUUCAUAACCUGUUAUUACAAUUUGAAUAAGCCUCCUUACUUGUAAUGUACCUAUACGUACUUCAUUCAAACGGAUAUUGCUUAUAAUACAGGCAACAGGUUUGUAAAACGGCUGGCGAUGCCUUUUAAUUAACAGUAUAAAAGACAUUAACUUUUUUUAUGAAACGUUUACGUUUAAAAAAAAACACGACGAAAAGAUGACAUGUUGAUUAAGCUGUCGCCAACUCUAUGUGAAUAAAUAAAUAAUUAAAUUGAUUUGAAAUGACCUCCGGUUUAUAUGUUUAAUAUCUAGUUGAUAAAAAAUAUAAAAUUCAGAACCAAAAACAUGAGGUGCCUUAUUUUAGUGAAAUAAUUUCGCAUUCUUCAAAAAUAUUUGCAAUGUUACUUAGAAAAGUGUAGGGUAGGUAUUAUAACUAAUGGCUAAUUUUUAAGAGAAACAGUCACAACAUAUCUAAGUAGGUUAAGCAAUUUUGUAUGCAUUUAUCGUUUGUAUGUACCUAGUUUGAUUAGUUGUUUUUUAUCAUUGGAAUGUUUCCUAAGCACUAACAUUAUAAGCCAAAAGCUCGCAGUCCAACAGAAAAACAGAAACAGAAACAGAAAAAUCUAAAAACAAGCGAAACCCAAAUUUAGUAUCUUCAUAGUCUUCCAAACUUAUUAAGUUCGAUCGAUAAGUCAAUGUUUUUGGGCGUUUCAUAUUUUAAUUGACAAGAUUGACAGUCGCAAUUGAUCACCUUGGGUAUCUGUACGGAUAUAAUGGUCGUAUUUGUCUACGUGACAGCGUGAUAAAACGGUGUCCGUCUCUUUCUAUCCCGCAGAGUUAAAAAGUGACAGUUGUUUUAUCACGUGGAUAAAUGUGGAUAAAGCAAUCCAUAAUAGGCUUGCUGGAUGGAUAAUAGCGCUGCAGUUCAUUAUUUGGUUCCAACUUAAUUUUACGUGAAAACUGCUUCCCAAUAUGAGACCUUACAUUGUUUAGUAACACGACUCGAUAUUUGAAUUUAUUAACCGUAUUAAUAAGUAACACUAUUAGAAUGAUAAUUUUCUCGGAGGUUCGAAUUGAAAAGCAACAACCAUUAUUUUGAAUCUUUGAUUUACUUAUCAUUUCACACCGAUUUAUAAAAUCUAUUAAAUAUUUAUAUAUGUUUAAUUCCAAAUAUAACUCGCUUAGAAUAAAGCUUAAUCCUAAUCGUCAUAUUUUAUGAUACCUUUUAUUACUAUAAUAUAAUUUUGUCAUUAGUUGAUACUUUUUUCAAUGAAUGUUGUCAGUCUCGAGAUAAUAUUGUAAUUCAUAAGAAAUAAUAAACGAAUGAUAUCGAA